Messenger RNA from Ostertagia ostertagi, 609 nucleotides. Lineage: Eukaryota; Metazoa; Nematoda; Chromadorea; Rhabditida; Trichostrongylidae. The record is from the annotation of a GenBank genome assembly.
AUGGCACAAAUCGGAGAACGACUGAGGAUGCAACUAAAUUACUUGAAAGGAGCUCGGCUUUCCGAAACAAGCACUGUUAAAAUGUUAUCAGUGUUAAAGGCAUUGGCGCAAUGUCACGUUAUUUUGGGUUUGAUUAUGCUUAUUCUGUCAACCUUGGCUGACUAUGUCAGCAGCCGAAUAAAUACUAUCCGUAUGUAUGGACUAGAAGAAUGUUGCUCGUUCUACUUCAUUGUUACCGGACUAGUGGGUUUAUGUGGUGCAGCCUCAUAUAGAAGAGGGCUAGUAAUUACGUUUCUUGUCAUGUCAAUCCAUGCAAUCAUCAUUUUUGUGCCGGCUAUCAUAAUCGUGUCGAGCUUCGACAUUCACUUUUAUCAGCAUGAAUGCUGGGGCGAAUGUGAUUGGCAUUUAUUGGCGACUUCGCUACCUCGAAACAGUCGCUGUCAGAUCAUGUGUGGUGACCAUGUCGACGAUAAUAUGAGAGUCUCGAUGACUCGUCUGGGUACCGACUUUCGACUAGAUGCCGGUCUCAUUGCGGCCGCGAUUCUGGAAUUAUUGUUGGCAUUAGCGACAACAAUAAUUUCUGCACGAACGAUUUGUAGUACGGUGCGG